Messenger RNA from Linum trigynum, 3392 nucleotides. The record is from the annotation of a GenBank genome assembly. Lineage: Eukaryota; Viridiplantae; Streptophyta; Magnoliopsida; Malpighiales; Linaceae.
GACCCGCGACACUUAAUAAAUUAUCCGACCUGGACCCGAUCUAUCACAAGACGGGUCUGGAUAACAAAAAACUCGCCCUCAACCUGCCCAUUGUCGUUCGACUCGUUCCUACCUAUUCCAUAAACUAACGUGGCCCCAAAAUUUGAAGGUCCACAAUUAAUUUAUGGCACUUGAUGGAGUGUUUGGAGUUUGGAGGCCCUGUUUUGGGUGCCUUGCCUCCCACCACAUGAAAAGAGCUGGCCUCAAGCCUUUAUCCCACAUCAUAUUGCUAUGCGCUAUUAAAUAAACAACUUGAUUAGCAUCCCGCCAUGAAUUGAGCGUAGGAUCAAAUCCAUAACUAAAUAUGGUCUGCUCAUUUUUUAAAUUUCAAUCUGUCGAUCAAUCGAGGGUGACUCCUUGCUAAUGACACAAAUAUCAAAAUACAUCAAGUUGAAACAGGCAAAACGACGUCCAAUAUCAUUCGUACCUUGAACACCCUCUAUUGUGCUUCUUUCAAUUGGAUCUUAAGGUCAUCAUAUUCAACCGCUUUUGCCUUAGCAUUGAAUUGGUGUAACCGCAUGUCUUUAGCAUUAUCUCUAUAGGAGCAAAAUGGACUUUCGAGUCUUGCGCGCUACUUAGGUAUCGUUUGCUUGUGAGAUUUGGGUGAUGGAUUUGGUACCCAAAUCCCAAGCAUAAUAGAAUUGGCACAAGUUCAUUGUUUGCUAAGGGACACAAAUUCGUGGGGCCCACGGAUUUGGACCCAUUUUUAAGAUCCAAAUUCGUGGACCCCACGGAUUUGAAAAUCCCACAUUUCAUUUGGGAUUUGAUAAUGGAAGGCAAAAUGUGAUCAAAUCCAUCAUGAAUCUAUGACAAAAAUAAACUACACAAACAAUGUACUCUUCCAAAUCCAUAAUGCAACAAAUCCAUCAUAAAUCCAAAGGUUUUGAAAACUCAAAACCCUCAUUUUCAAAUCUAACAAGCAAACGAGCCCUUAGAGUUAAAUUACCGGAGGAUAACAUAAUAUGCAAAAUAAUCCAUGUUGUAAACACUCGAGUAGAAUUGUUUUUCAUCGAUUAUAUAAAAGAGUGCACAAUAAUUAUAUAAAUAAGAGGAUUGGUUAGAGUAUUAAAAAGCGAGCUCACCAAACUGAAGCUCGGAAGAAGAAUCAUAUUUCAUAUUUAUUUAUUUUCAAAAUGUUCCCCAAAUUUUAGUGCUUAUUCUAAGGAUGUGGUCUGAUAUUUACAACAAAAAUCAAACAAUCACAAGUGAGCAUUACUCGCGUUUAUUUCUGAUGAGCAAUUUAAAGAAUUUAUCAACUUGUAUUGAGAAGAGGAUUAUAUGUCUAAAGCAGGUAAAUGUAACAGAGCUAUUAUUACAACUCAAAAGCAAAACAAAAAAAAACAAACUGAUAAAAUGAAUCCAUUUAGUUAGUUUACUAAACUUCAUUUUGUAAAACCCACCUUUCCAAACUUAGCAAACUUUCAAUACAAAAUGUUGAGUUCUUUGUUUCUUUGUUUUUUUUCCUGGUCAGCAAAUUCAUCCUUUUUUAUCGGAUGUCCCGAAAGGACGAGCAAAUUCAUCCAUGGAUUGUGGAUCAUUAUCCUUUUUCCAACCACAUUAACCCCAAAACCUCUCUUACUUCCACCCUUCAAAUCCUCAAACCAACUCUAUAUAAAAUAGUAACACGCUAGAUCAUCAGUCAAUCACAUCAGUAAUCACUCUCUCGAUCUCUCUUUUUUUUUUUCCUCUGCUUUUGCUUUUCCCUCCAAAAGUUGCUAACAAAAGUGAAAGAGAGUGACAAUGGACGAUUCCGAAAAACCCAUCUCGCCUCAAAACUUCCCAUCAAAGCUCACUUUUUAUGUCGCUAUUUGUUGGUUCCUCGCCGCCUUUGGUGGCCUUAUGUUUGGCUAUGACAUUGGUAUCUCUGGUGGAGUGACUGCCAUGGACGAUUUCCAGAUCAAGUUCUUCCCAAAAGUGUACGAGCGGAAGCUUCAUGCCAAAGAAGACAACUACUGCAAAUACGAUGACCAGAACCUUCAGCUCUUCACUUCUUCGCUCUACCUCGCCGCCCUCGUCUCCAGCUUCGCGGCCUCCAAAGCGUGCGAGCUGUUCGGCCGGAAGCCCACCAUUCUAAUCGCCUCCGUGUUUUUCAUCGCCGGAGCUGCCCUCAGCGCCGCCGCCAUGGACGUCGCCAUGCUCAUCGUUGGUCGAAUCCUCCUCGGUGUUGGCGUAGGAUUCGGAAACGAGGGAGUUCCCCUGUUUUUAUCGGAGAUAGCGCCGGUGAAGCACAGAGGAGCGGUCAACAUCCUGUUCCAGCUCUUCGUCACGAUCGGAAUCCUCUUCGCCAACCUGGUCAACUUCGCGGUCUCGAAGAUCCACCCGUACGGCUGGCGAAUCUCCCUCGCCAUCGCCGGCGCACCGGCGGCGGGGCUCUUCAUCGGCUCAAUCGUCAUCUCCGAGACGCCGACCAGCCUCGUGGAGCGGAACAAGCUGGAGCAGGGGCACAAAACCCUAAAAAAAAUCAGGGGAGUCGACAACGUGGACGCCGAAUUCAACCAGAUCAAGGCCGCCUGCGAGGCCGCCAAGCAGGCCAAAAGCCCAUUCAAGGAGCUGAUGAAGAAAUCCAGCUUCCCGCCCUUGAUCAUCGGAAUCCUGCUCCAGGUUUUCCAGCAGAUGACCGGAAUCAACGCCAUCAUGUUCUACGCCCCUGUUCUCUUCCAGACCGUCGGGUUCAAGAACGACGGCUCCCUCCUCUCCGCCGUCAUCACCGGCGUCGUCAACGUCGUCAGCACCGUCGUCUCCGUUGUCGCCGUCGAUAAGGUCGGCCGCAAGGCCCUCCUCCUCGAAGCCUGUGUCCAGAUGUUCAUCUCUCAGAUGGCGAUUGGGUUCAUUCUGCAUCUGAAUCUGACGGCGACGGGGUCGCUGACGAAGGUGGAAGCCGGCGUGGUGGUGUUCCUUGUGUGUUUCUUCGUAAUGGGCUUUGCGUGGUCUUGGGGCCCAUUGGGCUGGCUGAUUCCAAGCGAGACUUUCCCGGUGGAGACUCGAGCGGCGGGUUUCGCCUGCGCGGUGAGCUCCAACAUGCUCUUCACCUUCAUCGUGGCACAGGCUUUCUUGUCCAUGAUGUGCCAUUUGAAGGCCUACAUCUUCUUCUUCUUCGCGGCCUGGAUCUUUGUGAUGGGGCUCUUCGUCGUCUUCCUCUUGCCGGAGACCAAGGGAGUCCCCAUCGACGCCAUGAACGAAAGGGUCUGGAAGAAGCAUCCUGUCUGGAAAAAAUUCAUGGAUUGAUUGAUAACAACAACACAACAAAUUGCAACCCGCCAUUGAAGAAGCUCUAGGAGAAUUGGAAGAUAUAUGGUUUCCGCAGAGAGCAGAACCACAAAAAAAGGGGGAAAGAAUCAAUCUUUUUACUUUCA